GGUGGGAGGGAUAGUGUCAUCACCCCCUCCUGGUGAAGCUAUACCUGCCUUGUGGGGAUUUGCCUCAUGAACAAGUCUGGUGUGGCCACAGAUGUCUUUAAUUCCAAAAACCUGGCCGUUCAGGCACAAAAGAAAAUCUUGGGUAAAAUGGCAUCCAAAUCCAUUGCUACCACCUUAAUUGAUGACACGAGCAGCGAGGUGCUGGAUGAGCUCUACAGAGUGACCAAGGAGUACACCCAAAACAAGAAGGAGGCAGAGAAAAUCAUCAAAAACCUCAUCAAAACGGUCAUCAAGCUUGCCAUUCUUUACCGGAAUAAUCAGUUUAACCAAGAUGAGCUAGCCCUGAUGGAGAAAUUUAAGAAGAAAGUUCAUCAACUUGCUAUGACGGUGGUCAGUUUCCAUCAGGUGGAUUACACCUUUGACCGGAAUGUGUUAUCCAGGCUGUUAAAUGAAUGCAGAGAGAUGCUUCACCAAAUCAUUCAGCGUCACCUCACCGCCAAGUCACAUGGACGGGUUAAUAAUGUCUUUGAUCAUUUUUCAGAUUGUGAAUUUUUGGCUGCCUUGUAUAAUCCCUUUGGAAAUUUUAAACCCCACUUACAAAAACUUUGUGAUGGUAUCAACAAAAUGCUGGAUGAAGGGAACAUAUGAGCAUGUGAAUUAAGAUUGUGACUGAUCAUGAUUUAUUUGAAGACAGAGCACUGCUGAUUUAUGAAGGAAAAAUGAUUUUUUAAAAAAUAAUUACACAUAUUUCAGAAAGACUUUGCCUGAUUCAUUUGUCAGACAUUUAUGAUAGUGCUUUUAUGAGGCUUGUUUUAUUUGAAGAAAAACAUGUUGCCAAAAAUUCUGGUUAAAGGUUUCCUAUAGGGGUGACAGAUCAUGGGAAAGAUAUAUGGUUGAGUAAUUCCAGUGGAGAGUCAUACAAAGGAAAAUACACACGGCCCCAAAUCUUUAGACCUUUUUUUUAGGGCAGUCGUGUUGGCAGCACAUUGGAUAUUUCUAACGUGUACAAAGCUAUGUUUUUUGGUUCACUUUUAUUCCUUACUUGUGUAUAUGUAGCUCUUUUAAAAAGCCAGGAACUUUCUCUUGCUGUCACUGCUCCUUUUGAGACAAUUCCAUUUUUAAGUCUACCUUGAUUUCUUUUGUUAAAGAUUGUGUCAUUGACAUUCAAGAAUUAAGCCUGAGGCAGUCAAAUUGAACCCUCAGAAAAAUAGAAAACUGCUUAUCUGAAAUCAGUACUGUGGAAAUGAACCAUAUUAGACAUUACAAAUAAUGUCAAUAUAAGAUUAUGCUUCUGGAAUUGAGUCCUGCUUUUUAGUAUCAGUGGUGAUACUUAAAUUUCCAAAAAUGUAAUGACAUGUCAUUGCCUCCUUGAUUAGGGCUUCACUUUCAUGUUAUCUUGAAAAUGUGCUUUUGAAAUCCCUAUUUCACAUGUAAGAGUCAAAGAGAACAUCUAGAUUGGUUUUGAUAUCUGGACAAUGAAAAGUAAGCAGCAUUAAGAAAGAUAAAACUGGGCCGGCCCCCAUGGCGCACGCGGGAGAGUGCGGCGCUGGGAGCGCAGCGAUGCUCCCGCCGCGGGUUCAGAUCCUAUAUAGGAAUGGCCGGUGCACUCACUGGCUGAGUGCCGGUCAUGAAAAACACACAAAAAAAAAAAAAAGAAAGAUAAAACAAUCUUCAUUUUAGGGAUGAACCUAUCAGAAUAAUUUAGGGGGAUGACGGGCAAAAGUUAACAUGAGCAUGAAAAUAAAUGCAUUUCAAUGUUUAAGAAGGUUUGAUAAAUAAAGAA
Molecule: messenger RNA, 1783 nt
Organism: Cynocephalus volans (Philippine flying lemur)
Lineage: Eukaryota; Metazoa; Chordata; Mammalia; Dermoptera; Cynocephalidae
Gene: TNFAIP8
Product: TNF alpha induced protein 8
Exons: 2
Coding region: 67-648 (193 amino acids)
Biological process (GO): regulation of apoptotic process
Cellular component (GO): cytoplasm
Molecular function (GO): cysteine-type endopeptidase inhibitor activity involved in apoptotic process
Source: RefSeq, a predicted model, not a curated record